AUGCAACAAGGAGGAAAAGAAAGAGAGGGGAGAAAAAAAGCUCCCGAUACCCAAUCAAUGGCAAGACGAAGUGAUUGCCUUGCCUCUCGGAUUCCUCUCGGCAGCGUGGAAAACGAGCCCCGGGAAGGCAACUUCAACUCAUCCACACUCGCGUGCAGAGCACUCCGGUUCCAACAAGUCAGCCGAUCCCGGGUUCAGCCGGCUAGUGCAUCUUGCAGCUGGGGCGCCGUAACCUCACAAAUCCCUGCAUCUCUCUUUAUUCCCUUCUGCAGCGGCUCCGAGACUCCGGCGGUGUUUACUCCUGCGCUCGCGGGGCCGGCCCCCGGGACGCGCGGCGGCCGGGCUGCAGGCGGCGGCGGCGGCGCUGGGCGGCGGCGGCGGCGCGUCCUCCCCGCGGGCAGUGCCGGCCCCGAGCGGCGCUUCGCAGGCCCUCGCGCGACCGCUGCCGACCGCCGCGUUCGGUCGCCGAAUGUUACCCGGUUCUGA
Molecule: messenger RNA, 486 nt
Organism: Nycticebus coucang (slow loris)
Lineage: Eukaryota; Metazoa; Chordata; Mammalia; Primates; Lorisidae
Exons: 1
Coding region: 1-486 (161 amino acids)
Source: RefSeq, a predicted model, not a curated record